GGAAAAAUCAAGAAGACUCCGGAUACAGUACAACGACAACCAAAAACCAGAGGGAAAUCCUCGAAUAAUCAAAGCAGCUGAAGUCCGGUCCUCUCUCCAAGUCACAAUUCAAGACGCCGAAAAGGUUUAGCUCGUUUUCAGUCUCCUCCGGUCAAUGUUGUAUGCGGCUUCUGCUCCCGGUUUUUACCUUUCUUAUCCAGGAAGUCCUUGUUUUCGACGGAGUAAAAUCGUUUCCACAAGGUUUUCUUUGCGUGCUUCCUUGUCGGAUAAUGACGAUAGGUUUAAAGUCGAGUAUACACCUUGGUUGAUUGUUGGAUUGGGUAACCCUGGAAAUAAGUAUCACGGAACAAGGCACAAUGUUGGUUUUGAAAUGAUUGAUCGCAUUGCUCGAGAAGAAGGCGUCUUGAUGAAUACAAUACAAUCGAAGGCUUUAAUUGGAAUUGGUGCUAUAGGAGAGGUGCCAAUAUUGUUGGCAAAACCCCAGGCAUAUAUGAAUUUCAGUGGUGAAUCGGUUGGACCUCUUGCUGCACAUUAUCAAGUACCCUUGCGUCACAUUUUAUUGAUUUAUGAUGAGAUGAACUUGCCAAAUGGUGUUCUUAGGCUUCAACCAAAAGGAGGACAUGGCUAUCAUAAUGGAGUGAAGAGUGUGAUGGGCCAUUUGGAUGGUCGUCGUGAAUUUCCCCGUUUGUGCAUAGGCAUUGGAAAUCCACCUGGCUCCAUGGACAUGAAAGCUUUUCUUCUUCAGAAAUUCAGUGCUUCAGAGAGAAAACAGAUUGAUGAAGCCCUGGAACAAGGUGUUGAAGCUGUUAAGACACUGGUGCUCAAUGGAUUCAACCACAGUAUCUCUAGAUUUAAUUUAACACAGAAAUACAAAUAUCACAAAGUCUGAAUGCUGCGGAAAAAUGGACACCAAGGUAGGACAUAUCUUUCUAAGUCUCAGAAACAAAUGAUCCAAGAGAUGAAAUUUCUUGCAACUUUCCAGGCGUUGCUGUGCGCAUAGCAUAACAACCUAGUUCCUCCCAUGACAAUUCUACCUUCUUCUUCUCUCCCCCAAACUUUUCAAUUUCUGAUUUUCUGAAAGAAAUUUCAAACUUUUCUGGGUUUGGAAAGAGGAACCAAAAAACUUCUGUACUGUUCUUUUACCUGUAAUCAUUACCAACAGAUGCCAAUAUCUCUUGUAUGUUGAGUGUAUCUCAACAGUAUGAAAGAUAUUGUCUCCAACUGCCUAUUUUAUUGUUUCCUUGAGUGAAAAAUUCCUACUUUAGUGAAAUCUUAUGGAAGGUUGAUAA
Molecule: messenger RNA, 1289 nt
Organism: Carica papaya (papaya)
Lineage: Eukaryota; Viridiplantae; Streptophyta; Magnoliopsida; Brassicales; Caricaceae
Product: Peptidyl-tRNA hydrolase family protein
Molecular function (GO): peptidyl-tRNA hydrolase activity
Source: RefSeq, a predicted model, not a curated record